Molecule: messenger RNA, 3243 nt
Organism: Peronospora farinosa
Lineage: Eukaryota; Oomycota; Peronosporomycetes; Peronosporales; Peronosporaceae
Source: the annotation of a GenBank genome assembly
AUGGCGGACUUCACCCCGGAACAGCUGGAGGCAUGUCUGCUGCAGCUCACCCAUCCGGACACGGAGCAGAUCAAGCAGGCAGAGGCGGUGCUCAAGGCCUACACGAAGCAGAUUGCGUCCGUGGGCAGUUUGCUUACGCAGCUGCAGCUCUCGACCAAACCCGAGGUGCGUCAACUUGCCGCGCUCAUGCUGCGCAAGAAGAUCUUCAAGCACUGGCCUAAGCUCGACGCCACUGCCCAGAACCAGGCCAAGCAAGUGCUGCUCAGCCGCGCUGCUGAAGAUCCUGUGCACGUCGUGCGCUCCACGGUGGCUACGCUCAUCGCCGCACUGGCCUUGCACGAGGUACCGGCUGGAAACUGGCCGGAGCUUAUGGUGUUUAUAAACACGUGCGCCAAUAGCGCCAACGUGGAUCAGCGCGAGUUGAGUAUGAAGUUGCUGCAAUUGCUGAGCGAGUCAUUGGGCACGUCGCUUCAGCCGCACUUUAAUGAACUGAAGCAGCUGUACGUAAAGGCUCUACAAGACCCAGAGAACCUUCAGGUCCGCGUAGGCGCCAUGCGUGCUGCUUGCAGCCUCGUGGAGUUCCUUGAGGAGGCCGACCUCCGUGGCUUCCGUGACCUCGUGCCAUUCAUGAUCAAUGUGUUGCAGCAGUGCGUGUCCAGCGGUGCUGAGGCGGAGGCCGUCGAGUUCAUGGACGUGUUUUCUGAGAUCGCGUCGCAUCCUUUCCCUAUUUUGGAUCAGGCUUUCCCGCAGUUCAUUGAGCUGUUGUUGCAAAUCAUCUUGGCCGAGCAGCUUGAAGUGAGCACUCGUGCGUCGGCUAGUUACGCUAUCGGCGAGUUUAUCAAGAAGAAACCGAAGACUAUCGGUAAGAAGAACCUGGUUGCCGCGAUCUUUACCACAAUGCUGGACAUUGUGGCUGCCGAUGAGGCUGUUUCUUGCGGAUUGAUUUCGAAUCUGCUGGCGCGUGAAGGCAAGGCCGAUGGCGAAGAUGAGGAUGAGGAUGAUGAGUCCCCUGGACACUUGGCUCAACAAACCCUUGACUCGCUAGCUCUAAGUGUGCCCGCCAAGUAUCUUAACACUGUGGUGUUUGGCAUUUGCAAUGAGUAUAUCACGUCACAGGACGCCCGCAAGCGUAAGGCUGGUGUACUGGUCCUUGGCAUCCUGUCUGAGGGAUGCUGCGAAUUCAUGUGCCAGAACAUGAACGAACUGCUCCCGGCUGUGUACCGUGUCGCACAAGACGCUGACCAGCACGUUCGUGAGGCUGCCUGCUUUGCCCUCGGCCAGUUUGCUGAGUUCCUGCAGCCUACAAUUACGGACCACUACACAGAUAUUUUGCCUAUAGGUCUGGCUCUGCUUGACGACGCCUCCAAGGUGAUCAAGGCUACGGCCCUGUACGUGCUUGACGAGAUUACACAGAGCAUGGAGAGCGACCAGGUCCUACCGUACCUGGACAUUCUAGUGACCAAGUUGGUGAAUGUACUUCGCACCGGCUCGCCACAGCUGCAGAAGAUGGCUCUCGAUGCCGUUGGCUCGAUUGCUAUUGGUGCCAAGGAUGCUUUCCUGCCUUACUUUCCGUCUGUGGCCGAGCUGAUCCAGCCGUUCUGGGGUGUCACAGACCCGAAGUUCUUUUUCCUUCGUGGUGCUGCCAUUGAGUGCCUUGGCUACCUGGCCACCGCUUUGGGCAAGGAGCCGUUCCGUCCGUACUUUGCGCCUUCGAUGCCGUUUGUAUUCGCGUCAUUUGACCUAGAUGACUCGGAGCUGAAGGAGCAGGCUUUUGUGUAUUUUAUUAACGUAUCGAGCAUUUUCAAGGAGGAGUUCGCGCCAUUCCUAGACCAGGCUGCUGCGCACGUGCUGCAGGCCAUUGUAAGUGACGAAGGUCUUCGGGUGAUGGACGAUGACGAGGACGUGCUGGAGGGUCUGAACUCGGACGACGAGGAGGACGCUGAUGACCAUGUGCUGCGCCAUAUUAGCAUCCGCACGGAUGCACUGAACUCCAAGGUUCGCGCUGUGGCGGCUGUGGAGGAGCUUGCGCUCAAUUGUGGUGGCCCCAUAUUCGAGCCAUAUAUCCCGAAAUUCCUUGAAGCUCUUGCUCCUCUUACGGAGUACAUUCACGAGGACGUUCGUGGCGCUGUGGCCGAAGCCCUAGCUGCGCUUGUCAUCUGCUCCUUCGAGGCUUCACACGCCUCGAGCGGUGACGUACAGGUAUGGACUAAGGGAGACUUCAACAAGAACAUCCUGACGCCUAACAAUGCGGUGGUCACAUCCGCCGUGAUGAAGAGCCUCGUGGAGGAGCUUCUUGAGGACUCUGAGGAGGUUGUGGUGGAGAAGGCCUUUAACGCCAUUAAGGCCAUGAGCGCCCGUGUUGGCCCUGUCGUAACAAUGGACCACAUGAACGAGCUGAUGCGUGUCACCAAGACAGUUCUUGCCCACGAACACGUUUGCCAGACGACCCACGAGGAGGACGAGGACGAGGAAGAAGAGGAGGGAGGAUCUGUACUGGAAAGCGCAUCAGAAUUGAUUGGUGUACUUGCUAAGUGUUACGGCGAGCAGUUCCUCGGCACAUUCCAGGAGCUAUUUCCGGCUUUAUUGUCGUUUGCCACUGGUCUCCGCGCUGUGCGUGACCGUGCCGCUGCUGUUGGCUGCUUUGCUGAGGUGCUCCGUGAGCUGGGCCCCGCCGCUCUGGGUUUCGUUGAGAGCGUGUUCCCGGUGGUCCUGCAAGGCCUCGCUUCGGACAACUACGUUCUAAAGGCUAAUAGCGCAUUUUGUAUGGGCAUCCUCGCGGAGCUCAGCGGUGACAAGCUGGUAAGCGCAUAUGAGCAGAUGCUGCAGGCUCUGCGACCACUGUUCGAGAGUGCUGGCAAUGACGAGGUCGUGAUUGACAAUGCGUGCGCAGCUGUGGCUCGCAUGAUCAUUGCCAGUGGAGCCAAUAUGCCGCUGGAGGCCGUGCUGCCCGUGUUUCUGGGCGCUCUGCCGCUGAAGGCAGACAUGGACGAGAGCCCUGUGUGUUUCCGUUGCCUGAACGGGCUGGUGAGCUCACAGAACCCCGUGGCACUCAACAUGAUGCCACAGGUGCUAGACGUGUAUGCCAAGGCCCUUGCCCCCACGUCGAGCGUGGAUGAGGAGACUCAGGCAGAAGUGAAAGUAUGCGUGCGCGGCCUGCUCCAAGCUUAUGAGGCCCAGAUGAAGGAAGUCAUUGCACGAAUGAGCCCGGACGCCCAAGCUGCUCUCACUUUGGCCCUCAACUAA